Pseudonaja textilis is the source of this 2015-nucleotide messenger RNA. RefSeq names its product GATA zinc finger domain containing 2B (gene GATAD2B). The record is from RefSeq and is a predicted model, not a curated record. Gene Ontology annotation, molecular function: zinc ion binding; sequence-specific DNA binding. Lineage: Eukaryota; Metazoa; Chordata; Lepidosauria; Squamata; Elapidae. Gene Ontology annotation, cellular component: NuRD complex. Gene Ontology annotation, biological process: negative regulation of transcription by RNA polymerase II.
GCCGCCGCCUCGGCCGCCGCCGCCCUCCCGCUCGGCCUGAGGGAGCCGCCGACGCCGCCAGGAUGGACCGCAUGAGCGAGGAUACCCUACGCCUCAACCGCUUGAAGCGGACCCUGGACCAAGCCGAAGAGCGGGACGAUGUCUUGGCCAAGAGGUUGAAGAUGGAGGGCCACGAGGCCAUGGAGCGCCUCAAGAUGUUGGCGUUGCUCAAGAGGAAAGACCUGGCGGGCAUCGAGGUGCCCCACGAGCUGCCCGUCAAGCAGGAUGGACUGAAAGUCUACGAGGAAAAGCUGAAUGGGAACCUGAGACCCCACACUGAUGGGCGGCCCUCCGGGAGAUCCGGCAAGGAGAACAUCAACGACGAACCAGUGGACAUGAGCGCGAGAAGAAGCAGCGAUCAAGACAGGGGCCGUCUCACCCCUUCUCCGGACGUCAUCGUCCUCUCCGACAACGAAGCCUCCAGCCCUCGCUCCAAUUCCCGCAUAGAAGAGCGGCUGAAAGCAGCCAACCUGGAAAUGUUCAAGGGGAAAGGGGUCGAGGAGAGGCAGCAGCUCAUCAAACAGCUCCGGGACGAGUUGCGGUUAGAGGAAGCCCGGCUGGUGCUGUUGAAGAAACUACGGCAAAGCCAACUGCAGAAGGAGAAUGUAAUACAGAAGACUCCGGUUGUCCAGAACGCAGCCUCUAUAGUCCAGCCAUCUCCUGCCCACGUCGGACAGCAGGCUCUGUCCAAACUCCCCUCCCGACCUGGAGUUCAAGGGGUUGAGCCCCAAAACCUCAGAACAUUACAGGGUCACAGUGUCAUCCGAUCGGCCACCAAUACCGCCCUUCCCCACAUGCUUAUAUCCCAGCGGGUUAUUGCCCCCAACCCCACACAGCUUCAAGGGCAGCGCAUCCCUCCCAAACCAGGCCUGAUCCGCAGCAACACGCCGAACAUGAGCCCUGCUAUCAAUUACCAGCCGCCGUCCUCCUCGGCAGUGCCCUGCCAGCGAACCAGCUCCUCCGCCAUCUAUAUGAACCUCGCCUCCCACAUCCAGCCCGUGGCGGUGAACCGGGUGGCGUCCCCCCUGCCCAGCCCCAGCGCCAUGAACGAGGCUGCCAAUUCCCAGGCCGCCGCCAAGCUCGCCCUGCGCAAGCAGCUGGAAAAGACUCUCUUGGAGAUCCCUCCCCCCAAGCCCCCCGCCCCCUUGCUCCACUUCCUGCCCAGCGCGGCCAACAGCGAGUUCAUCUACAUGGUGGGACUAGAAGAAGUGGUCCAGAGCGUCAUUGACAGCCAAGGCAAAGGCUGCGCCUCCCUCCUCCGAGUGGAGCCCUUCAUCUGCGCGCAGUGCCGCACGGAUUUCACCCCACACUGGAAGCAGGAGAAGAACGGCAAAAUCCUGUGCGAGCAGUGCAUGACCUCCAACCAGAAGAAGGCGCUCAAGGCCGAGCACACCAACCGGCUGAAGAACGCCUUCGUCAAAGCCUUGCAGCAGGAACAGGAGAUCGAGCAGCGGCUGCAGCAGCAGGCCACCCUCUCGCCCACCACGGCUCCGGCCAGCGUGGCCAGCGUCAGCAAGCAGGAGAGCGUCAUGAGGCAUCACACACUCCGACAGGCCCCCCAGCCUCAAAGCUCCCUACAACGCAGUUUGCCCACGUCCGCUCGCUCCAUGCUCUCCAACUUCGCACAGGCGCCGCAGCUCCCCGUCGCCAGCGGACUCCUCGGGAUGCCAGGAGUCAACAUCGCCUACCUGAACGCCGGGAUGGGCGGCCACAAAGGGUCCAGCUUGGCGGACCGGCAGCGGGAAUAUCUACUCGAUAUGAUCCCUCCGCGCUCGAUAUCGCAAUCCAUCAGCGGGCAAAAAUAACACCAGCCCUGCACCUGCCCCCCCUCCUCCUCCCCCCCCCCAUGAUUCCCCCAUCUGAGCCCCCCGCCCCUCAUCCAUCGCAUGCAGUGCCUGUACUGGUGCCUACCACGGAGGGAUAGGAAAAAAACCCCUCCCCCAGAAAACAGUGGCGGGGGGGGGGGAAAGGAAGAA